GCCAUCGAUCUUUCCGAUCACGGAACAACCGUACGAACCGAAACUAUAUCUGCGGCGAAGUAGAAAUGUGGAAGGAGGAAUCUUUGGAUUUAGUGCUUGUGCCGGCGGGUCUGGUCGUGAUGGUCGCUUACCAUGUCUGGCUCGUCUACGCUAUUCUCCAUCGUCCCAAGCUCACUGUUAUCUCUCUCAACGCUGAGUCUCGACGACAAUGGGUCUUCUCUAUGAUGACUGAACCUUUGAAAAACGGUACCUUGGCUGUUCAGACAAUCCGGAACAACAUAAUGGCAUCAACCCUUUUAGCCACAACAGCAAUCACUCUAUGUUCAAUCAUUGGCGUCUUUGUAAGCAACUCGUCAGCUUCAAAAUCCACCCCGACAAGUCUGAUAUACGGGAACAAAAGCCCUCGCUUAGCAUCAAUCAAGAACUUUGCAAUCCUGAUCUGCUUCCUCAUGGCCUUUCUCUGCAACAUUCAGUCAAUCAGGUACUACGCUCACGUAAGUUUCCUAGUCACAGUGCCUGUCUCGAGAGGGAAAAGAGAGCACUGCGAGUACGUUUCUAGAAACCUGAACCGAGCUAGCUACUUCUGGUCUCUCGGAUUACGGGCUUUCUACUUCUCCUUCCCGCUCUUCCUAUGGACCUUCGGGCCAAUCCCGAUGUUUGUGUGCUGUUGUAUGAUGUCCUCCAUUCUAUAUUUUUUGGACACGACCACUAGUUUCACCAGGCAUCUCCAUAGCCAGUCGUUCAGAGAAACGGCUGAUUCAAUGGACGGUGAAAUCGAAUCAGCAGUUCAUGCUCUGUAGAUUCUUCUCUGAUUUUUAUUGUGUAUAAUGAGGAGUAUUAACGGAGUGUUUUUGUAAUGUGAUGGAACAACAUUGGCUGCAAUUGUGUAUUUGCGUUUGCGUUUUCAUGUUACAAUGAUUAUAAUAUUAUAAUAUGAAAACGCAAACGCCUACCUAAACGCAAACAAACAAUAAGUAUUUCUUGGGAUUUGUUCUCAAAUGUAUAAUGUAUUUCUUCUUCAUCACUGAAAGUAACGGUUUUAGCUUUUUCUUAUAAACGAAUUUUCUGGAC
Messenger RNA from Arabidopsis arenosa, 1071 nucleotides. The record is from the annotation of a GenBank genome assembly. NCBI's taxonomy places the organism in Eukaryota, Viridiplantae, Streptophyta, Magnoliopsida, Brassicales, Brassicaceae.